AUGUCUGGCCUCCUCUCCUCUACAGCGACAUUGUUGGGAAGGACCAUCCUCUCCCCCCUGGCACCGCACUCUCUGUUCGCAGUCAACGUCGAAUACUACAAGCCGGCCACCUCUUCAUCAGUCACUUCCAGCACCCGCACAUCCUCGCCCAGCAUAGAAUCUCUUCUCGCCGCCACCGAAACACUCAAUCCAGCUAAGAAUCCCACUUUCAAGCCCACGCCCUGGCUCUCAACGGGGCACCUGCAAACCAUCUACUCUGCGGUCGGCAACUUCAGCACCAUCGAUGAGGUCGAGUUCAAACGGCGUGUGUUCCUCACUCCGGACGGUGGCACUGUCGGACUCGACAUUUCUCCGCCCAGCCUAGCAAGCAGCGAGGAGGAUCUCAAAGCACAGAACCACCCCGCCGCAGAUGGACUGCCCACCGUCGUCUGCCUGCACGGUUUGACGGGUGGAAGCCAUGAGAGCUACGUGCGCAACUGCUUUUCGCACCUCACCAAACCCACUGCCGAAGGAGGGCUUGGCUACCGCGGCAUAGUCGUCAACUUUCGUGGCUGCGCCAACGUCCCUGUCACCUCGCCGCAGCUGUACUCGGCGCUCAAGAUCGCCGAUAUCCGCUCUGCUCUGCUGCUCAUCACCAAGCUCUACCCGAACUCGCCCCUGGUGGGAAUCGGCUUCUCGCUCGGCGCCAAUGUGCUCGGGCGCUAUCUCGGCGAGGAAGGCGAUGCCACGCCUUUGCUCGGUGGUGUCAUCGUCGGCACACCCUUCGACCUGAAAGCCGGCGCAGACGAGCUCGACUACGGCGGCUUCCUCUCGCAAAAAUACUCGAUGGCCAUGGGACACAACCUGCAACGCAUGGCACGCAAGCACAAGGACACACUCGCCCUCCAUCCACCCUUCCGGGCUCUGCUCGACGACCUCUACGACGCCCCACCCCAACCCAAGGCCGAACUCGAGCUGUACAAGCAGCAGGCCAAGCACGGCGGCCCACGCCCCGGUGAACGCGCCAUCAUCAAACGCGGCUCGCUCAAAGCUGCGGACGAGACCAUGACGCGCUUCGUUGGCGGCCUGCCCAAACCGUACGGAGAGUUCCCGUUCGACAGUGCGGAUGACUACUACAACUAUGGCGGGUGUGCCAACAAUGUGGCCAACGUCAAGAGGCCAAUGCUGUGCCUGUCGGCCGAAGACGACCCGAUCGUGCCGAGCAAGAUCUGGGCCAAGAUCCGCGCUGCCAUUGGUCGCAACCCGGACGGCACGCCUGUGGGUCCAAGUUCGUCGGAGAAAGAGUACAACGAGAACGUCGUGCUGGCCUGGACAAAGGCCGGUGGGCAUCUGGGCUGGUUCGAAGGCUUACGGCCAAGACGCUGGCUGUACAGGCCCACCUCUGAAUUCAUCCGUGCCCUCUUCGAACAGACCUCAUCGGACGAAAAGGCACGCAUCAGAGCAAAGAGCAGAUGGGUUCAAGAGCAAGUCGUCGAAAAGCAAGUCGAAAUCGAGCUGAUCCCCAAAGAGGCACUACCCGUCUACACGCUCCCGGGCGAAGGCACGCGCUCCAGCCGCCGGACCGACACGGUCGACCCGGCCCCGGAAACGCCGCAAACCGCGCCCAGUGGAACAGACACACCCUCGCGCGUUGCCGACCUGCACCGUGACCUGCAGUCCCACACUCCUGGGGCCGAGGACAGUCUGCUCAAUCCCUCGGACACGGGCUUCUCCGCCAACGCCCCUCCCUCCCUCGCCAGCCCUGCACGCGUCAACGACAGCUCGCGCCACACGACACUCCGCAUGGGCUGGCUCCUCACCCCACUCCUCAAAGACGCCCCGCUCGUCCACCCGCGCCACGCCAUCUAUGCCCCCUACUCGGAACCGCCCUCUGCCGACAUCGACGUGCGCAGCAAGGCGGGUUGGGACAAGAUCGAGCGCAUCAUGUAUGUGGACAAGAGCCACCCGGAGGUGGGCUUCUGCGAGCUCGGCCCGGACACGCGUGUGGCGGGAGCGGGCGAAACGUUCAGAGGCGGCAUCGAUACUCCUGGUGACAGCACGGAACCGCAAACGCGAGGCGACAAGAAGAAGGGCGUUAUUGCUGGACUGUAG
Messenger RNA from Sporisorium graminicola, 2091 nucleotides. RefSeq lists its product as uncharacterized. The record is from RefSeq and is a predicted model, not a curated record. Gene Ontology annotation, molecular function: monoacylglycerol lipase activity; acetylesterase activity. The coding region runs from base 1 to 2091 and encodes 696 amino acids. Gene Ontology annotation, biological process: medium-chain fatty acid catabolic process; medium-chain fatty acid biosynthetic process. The transcript has a single exon. NCBI's taxonomy places the organism in Eukaryota, Fungi, Basidiomycota, Ustilaginomycetes, Ustilaginales, Ustilaginaceae.